UUGUAUUAGAGAGAUUGUCCCAAGCAGGUUGCCUACCAGAGCCGACAUGGAGCGUCUAGAGAGAAGACUGCCUGUAGCUUUCCUCCUCCUUCUGCCUCUUCUGUAUGUCAGCUGUGUCUCCAAUAAAAAAACGACAGUAUCCUGGUGUGUAUUGUCGGACGCUGAAGAGCAGAAGUGUCUGGAUUUGGCCGGGAACGCCACAGCUCAGAAUAUAAGAGGAAGUUUGCUAUGUGUCCGUGGCCUGAACACCAGAGACUGUAUAAACAAAAUCAAGAAUGGGACAGCAGAUGCUGCCUCCAUAUUUGCAGAUGACAUCUAUGCUGCUGGCUUCUGCCACGGCCUCGAGCUGGCUGCAGGAGAGUCCCACAACGGAGUAGAUGGUUUGAGCUACUACGUGGUGGCGAUGGCACGUCGCUCCUCCUCAGACCUUUCCCUGCUGGAGAUGCACGAGCGCAGCUCCUGUCACCCCGGAAUACGCACCACAGUGGGGUGGACUGUUCCUAUUGGCUACCUGGUCAACACUUCCCAGAUCAGCAUAGGGGAGCAGUGCAACUUCCCCAAAGCCAUCGGCAACUUCUUUGGUUACAGCUGUGUGCCGGGUGUCAAGGACGCCCAGCAUGACCCGAGAGGCAUCAACCCCAAGAACCUGUGCGAGGCCUGUAUAGGAGACGACAACGACAGACACAUCUGUGCCAACAACCACAGAGAGAGGCACUACGGAGAGGCAGGGGCGCUGAGGUGUGUGGCGGAGAACCUCGGGGAUGUGGCCUUUGUCAAACACACAACAAUCUUUGAAAAUUUGGACGGUAAGAACCAGGAGUCCUGGGCCCUGGAUCUGGAGCUGGAGGACCUGAAGCUGCUGUGCCCAGAUGGAACCGAGGCGGGUCUGGAUGAGUUUGACCGAUGCCACCUGGCAGCUGUCCCCACUAACGCUGUGGUGGUGCGCAUGGAGGACAAGUGUCGCGUCUGGAAGUACCUGGAACGUUUACAGAAUGCCUUUGGCAACGCCACGGAGGGCUUCCGUCUGUUCAGCUCAGCAGGCUACGGCGAAUCCGAUCUGCUCUUCAAUGAUGCCACCCACCACUUGCAGAGGGUUCUGGGUAGCUACACCUCUUGGCUGGGCCCUACUUACACCACCAUGCUGCAAGCCUUCGAGUGUGAGGGCUUCUGCUGAUGGAGCCGGAGGAAGACAUCCGCCGCGUCAACUUCCACCCCCUACCACUGUCUCCGUCCUCCCUUUCUGCAUCUCCUUGCUGCCAUCUGUGUCCCUCUGCCACUCCAUCUUGCCAUCUCUCAUUUUCUGUGCUUUGCUUCUUGUGUUUGUUUUCUCCCUGCAUUUCCCCACCCAUUCUCUAUAGCAUUAUGCCCCCCCUCCUCCUCCAACCUAGUGCUUCACUUGCAGGUUAAAAGAGUUGUAGUUCUUAUGUUAUUGACAGAUGGUGUCUCUUUUUAUUUUUUUUUAAGAGGGGUUUGAUAAAGAUUUUUAGUGCAAAUACCCCAUAACCAUACAACAUCACCCCCAAUAUUGAUUUAUACAUACAAAAACUGUCCCGUUAAAUGUAUGUCAGGAAAUUGUGUCCUUCUUGUUGCAUUAGCCUAAGUGUCAGUAUCACCCAUACACCCCCCACAGGGUCUGUCUCUGGCACUGAACAACUAGGGUGCUAUUAACUUUGAGCUUAGAGGUCUCAGUUACUGUACGUGUGUGUGUGUGUGUGUGAGUAUAGACUUUUUUCCCACAGCCAUUAUUGCCCUAAUUGGCAGUCUGGCAUAUCAUACUGUUUGUGUGUAAGUGAGAAAAAGUGUGUGUCUGUAAGUUUAUGUGCCUAUGUGUUAGUGUGUUGAUAGGAUUGCUGCUUUCCCAUGGCUUGUAUAGCUUAGGACUUUGGAUCACUGCUUUCUCACGUCUGGUAUGGUGGACCGGACUAUGCCAGCUCACAGUGUAUUGUUACACUAUACGGUUAGGAGAAACUGGAUUAGGGCUUGGGCUGCCACCAGUGACCCCUGAGUGAGUCUAUUUUUUUUUUAAAGCUUUGAUAAUUUUCUCAUCUGUUAAAACAUUUGCUUCAACCAAAUCUCCCAAAAUGUGCUCUCCAAUACCUACUUUGUCUGUCUUGCUUUAACACGUAAAGGAAUACAGUAUGUGGAAUACGUUUUUCUCCAAUUUAUCAUUUAUACUUUAAGAUACCAAUGGCAAGAUGUUGAUAAUGAAAGAAGUUACUAACAGGAAGAUGUCCUAGACACGGUGUUACAAGAGGAAAUUAGUCAGUGCAGUGUGUAAUAUUAUCAAAGAAUUGUCACGAAGAAGAGUAUUACUGAAUACUACACUAUCAAGAAAUGGUGAUUGUGAGAUAUUCAAGGAAGGGUAAUUAAAGAAUCACGGUUAGAUCAUCAGCAUGUUUAAAGCCUCACUUGACCUACAGAAUUGUGUACUGUAAAAUGUACGGUCUGUUCUGGGCUUAAGUUGAGUCUAUAGCUUUAUUAUUUUCACGUUCUGCACCACAGCUUAGCUUAGCUUGGCAAUAAACUGAUAAACCGGAUGAAGUUCUCCUCGCCAAAUUGUGUUUUUUUUGCCUCAUUGUACGUAAAGACAUCCAACUAGUUAGAACUAAUACAACAGAUACAAAUACAGGAUAUUUACGAUCUUGCUGAGGCUAUGGCAUGCUUUUGCAGGACUCUGUUUUGAAAAAGAAACCCAACGUCUUCUUUUUUAAAUAAAAUCCUGUCACAUUUCAUCACCAUUACAUUACAUUACGUUGCAUUUUGGCUCCUGAUGGCAAAAAAAAUAAAAAUAAAAAUAAAAAUAAUAAUAAUAAUAAAAGACGCCACGAAUAUUGAGAGAAGCAAUAUUUUUCACCUCAUUUGCGAAAGGUGAAAGGCAUAUCUGUUGUACCAAUUCCACUUUGGUUUGUACCAUUGGUGUUGUUUCUGCUGUUGUCUGACAGGCUUCAAAUUAUGUAAAUACUCCUUAUAGCUUGAGUGUGUAGUGUUGCAAACCUUCUCUUUUUUUCAACCAAUUAAAUGAAUGAUGAUAAAGAAAUAAUCCUCUCUAGUCCUUUCGAGCUGACUUCUAAUUAUCCUGAAACAGCUACAUGAUAUCUGUGUGGAAAUGAAUUAUGCUUG
This is a messenger RNA of Sander lucioperca (pikeperch), 3120 nucleotides long. RefSeq names its product otolith matrix protein. The record is from RefSeq and is a predicted model, not a curated record. The transcript has 9 exons. Bases 47 to 1174 code for a protein of 375 amino acids. NCBI's taxonomy places the organism in Eukaryota, Metazoa, Chordata, Actinopteri, Perciformes, Percidae. Gene Ontology annotation, cellular component: plasma membrane; early endosome; recycling endosome. Gene Ontology annotation, biological process: iron ion transport.